Rotaria socialis is the source of this 1503-nucleotide messenger RNA. Lineage: Eukaryota; Metazoa; Rotifera; Eurotatoria; Philodinida; Philodinidae. The record is from the annotation of a GenBank genome assembly.
AUGUCUUUACAUUCAUUCUAUCAACAAUACGAACAUCAAAAUCAUAACUCCUACUGUGAUUUAUCGACAGGUUCGAUAAAUGAUUUUGAAUAUUUCAACAUUGAUAAUGUUCGACAACAAAAGGAAGUUGAUGGUGCCAAGCCAUUUCGAAAACGUCGCGAUGAUACCAAUGACAUCAUCAGUAAACUCUAUGAUGCAACAUUAAUGCGACGGCCUGGCGAACGUGAAAUCGUACGUAUCGGUGGUCGAAAAAAUAAAAAUGAAAUUUUGGGUCUAACAAAUGCACGCUUCGUCAAGGAAAAACAUCUCAAUGGCGUUAAGUAUUUACGUGAUAUUGAGCUUGUACGAGGCAUUCACACAAAUGUGAAGAAUAGUGAAUUUGUUCUUGUUCUUCGUAAUGACGGUCGCAUUGUAGCUAUGAGCGAGGAGGUUGAACAUCAUUUAAAUAAAACAAUGCGUUCAUUGUACACGCAAUGUAUAAAUAUUUUCGAAUGUCUUGAUAAAGUCGAUAGCAAAAGCUUCCGAUCAAUUUUGAACUCAUCGGACGUCUUUACUAAUAAAGAACAUCGAUUAAUUUGUACUCUUCGUUUGCCCAAAGGUAAACGUCCAAGUCGAACACGAGAAGAUGUCAAGACCAUAGCAAUGGCUGGUCAUUUUUACUCAUGCAACAAUUCAAAUUAUGAUCGAUUAUUUAUUGCACGUUGUGAAGCUUUAGUGUCUCGUACAACAAAUGGAACGAGUUCAUCACAAAUGCCGCUUAUUAAUAAUUCAACGAUUAAAUUAACAUUAAAUGAUGAUAUGACCGUUGAUAUGAUAUCGUCAAAUGUAAAAGAUAUCCUCGGUUAUACAAGAAAUGAAGUAAUCGAAAAUUGGUUUGGACGAUUUCUGGAAACAAAUGAUUUAGAAAAAUUUGAAAAAAUACUUCAAACACAUUUACAAAAACCAACAAGUGUUCGAGAUAUAUUUGAUAUUUAUACAAAAAAUGGUGAACAUCGUUUGACAUUCUUAUGUCAAAUACGGCCAACACGCGAGCGCCGUUCAAAAUCGGUUAAAUACUCAAUUGUUGCUCAAUUAAUUGAUCCAUCAAUGAGAGAUGAAUAUAUGAAAUAUAUUUAUGCAGAAACUAAACCAGAUCAAGCACAAAUACCAGUGAAAGCCGAACAAGUAAAUCUGGCCUCCCCAUCGGUGCCAAAAGCAAGUGAAGAUAACAUCUUUGUGCUAAGUCCAUCGCUCGCCAUGGGUCUUCUCUGGCCAGAAUGUGUCUGCAAAGAUGAGCCUUGUCACGGACAACAAUUAUCACCAGUCACUCGAUCACUCUCUCAAGUCGUGGCACCAGUCAUAUUCGAUGAUGAAUCUGCACAGGUAUUCCAACAUCAAUAUGAACAAUGUGCAACACAUGUACCUCUUGAAUAUUGGCAAGAAAAUUUAAUCGAUGAUACGUACAUGAAAUAUCAACUCGAACAAGAAUUAGCAAGUAUUGAUGCACUUAUUAAUGAAUUGUAG